Annulohypoxylon maeteangense is the source of this 4558-nucleotide messenger RNA. RefSeq names its product RdRP-domain-containing protein. The coding region runs from base 1 to 4275 and encodes 1424 amino acids. Gene Ontology annotation, molecular function: RNA binding; RNA-directed RNA polymerase activity. The record is from RefSeq and is a predicted model, not a curated record. Gene Ontology annotation, biological process: siRNA processing. The transcript is spliced from 2 exons. NCBI's taxonomy places the organism in Eukaryota, Fungi, Ascomycota, Sordariomycetes, Xylariales, Hypoxylaceae. Gene Ontology annotation, cellular component: nuclear RNA-directed RNA polymerase complex.
AUGAAUCGCAACAGAAGUGAAGCUAGGAGAGGCCCGCACCGGAUGCGACCAAGCAUCUCUGAGUUCCUCCAGAGUAGCAUUAUCAUACCCGAGAAUGGAAACGGCGCGCUCCCGGCGGGCAGUAACCAACGACCUUCCGAUGGCAAUAAUCUUAUUGAAGAUGUAGUUCAAUCUCGAGAGACACAUGAACCUACUCCUUCUACUAGCGCAUCUACGUCGUCCGUCACAGCCCCUUUGGGGCCAUCUGAUAAUCAUCGUCAGGCGGGCUCUGUAUUGCGCAAGCCAAACAGAAGACAGCAGCCACAGAAGAGUUUAAGUCCUAAACCGUACGCUGGAGCUUCGAAACAUGAGGCUACUGAGAGAUCUACUAAUUCAAGCGCUAGCUAUGGACACGGUUUGCGUCAAUCAUCUAACACAACUGGUAUUAAACCUCAGUGGGCAGACUGGGAAAGAAUCUGCCUUCGUAUACACAACCUCCCUUCCAAUAUUACAACUCGUGACAUAUGGACCGUCUUCAAAGGUUAUGGCGAAGUUGUCACCAUUGAGCUCUUUGAGAGAAAGAACACUGGAGAGCGGGACGGAAGUGGGCGUGUUCAUUUCAGGCCACCUCCCACCACGCAAUUCUGGGAGGAUUUCAUGAUAGUCAACAUCAGGGGUAAACCAACCAAGAUCAAAGUUGAGCUUCAAAAGGAACAGCCAUUGCUUAAAGUCCAAGCCGCAAGUGGCCAUUCUUACUCUAGCUUGAUACACGUCAAGAUGGACUCUUUGCAAUUCGGCGUACUUGCUCAUGAGAAUGGAAUGAUUCCCCUGAGAACAAUCCAGAGCAACAGCAGACGACAUGGCUUUUCCUUAGACGCCGAUCUCCAGCACAAGAGACUUGAGAUUGUGUUUGCCUGCAGGAUUCAAGACCCGCGUCGCAAAGAUCCUAGCAUACAGCACCCUGAUCCUAUUGGAAAGGAAGAAGUCACUCAAGAGUAUAAGGCUCAGAUCCCGUUCGCACAUCUGAAGAAAAUCAUCUUCGUUGACUUUGACGAGGGAAUGUGGGCCCUCGUCAUCCCCCUACCAACACCCCCAGCCUUCUACGUGAAGCAUGAUCUUGCAGGGUCUCACUCGGACAGCAAGACCAUAUGGUCCAUACGAGAUGCUUGGGAUCGGACUGUCGACAUUACUUAUGACACAACAUGGUUCAAGAAUGACCCGGUAUCGUUACCUAGAACCAAUCAGUUCAUUGAUAUUGGAAGAUGGACCGUGUACCGGCUCAUCUUCCCGAAAUCUGCCCUCCCGAAUUGGGCUGUAAUGAAACCCGCAUUGCAGGAUUUCAACAUCAAGAUAGAUUAUAAGGCACCAGGCGAAUUCUCAACCGUCACGACGCAAGUCCCGAGCUUCUGGAGCAAGCUUGAACCACAAAGGCCGAGCAACUUAGGACCUAACUCUAACCUAUCUCUUCUUGCUGACACGGAAGACAUCCACCUUCCCUAUAAUGUCCGAUAUCAGCUUGAAGCAUGUAUAUCCCAAGGAUUUUUGAACGAGGUCGACAUAACAACUGAAUUUUUGCAAAGAUUAGCGGAUCUCUCGAAAGAUCAUACUAGGCGACGCGACAGGGCGAAUGAUCUCUUGAUGUACAUCUCACAGCCUCGCACUGGAAGCCGUCUCGAGGAUAGAGAUAAGCUUGACGAGAAGAGGAUCUAUGACCCAAUGAAACUCUUCAAGGACAAACGAGCAAUGAGCCAUUAUCCCGAAAUAUCGCUUCCUGAAAACACUCAAUGGAUGAGAAAAGUUGUGGUGACACCAACGACUUUGUACCUCACUAACCCAGCGCCAGAAGCGAUGAACCGUGUCUUGCGCCAGUUUUCAAAGUACCAUGAUCGAUUUAUUCGCGUUCAAUUCACCGAUGAAAUAUCCAGGGGCCGCAUUUUCCCAACCCCAGGCAGUGUGCAGGAUAAUGCGUUAUUCAAUAGAAUACAUCGAACUCUAUCAAACGGUAUCCGGAUUGGUGGUCGACAUUUCGAAUAUCUUGCUGCUGGAAACUCGCAAUUCCGAGAGAAUGGCGCUUAUUUCUUCUGCCCGGACGACUUCCUAACUUGCGACAGUAUUCGAAACUGGAUGGGUGAUGUCACCCACAUUCGGAUCGUAGCCAAGUACGCAGCUAGACUUGGACAGUGUUUUUCAACAACAAAGCUGCCUAGGUCAUCACCUAUUGGCCAAACAAUCGUACAAAUCCCCGACAUCGAGCAUAAUGGUUGGUGCUUCACCGACGGAGUUGGGAAGAUUGCGCCUAGCCGCGCCAAAUUUCUGAUACAAAAUCUCAACACGAGUAACAUCAUCACUCAUAUUCCGGCUGUCUUUCAAUUUCGACUCGGGGGUAGCAAGGGAAUUCUAACACAAUGGCCCGAAGUGCCUUUCAAUGAAGUUCACCUUCGACCCUCGCAAAACAAGUUCAAUUGCAGCUCCCAGGGCCUCGAAAUCAUCAAGACAUCUAGAUUUUCCGUCGCGACAUUGAACAGGCAGACUAUUAUGAUACUGAGUUGCCUAGGCGUCCCAGAUUUCGUAUUUGAACGUAGGAUGAAGAAACAGAUAGCAGACUAUGAGAGUGCAAUGGAAAACCCGCAUGUCGCUAUGCGAUUACUCAGCAAAUACGUUGAUCAAAACGGCGUCUCUACGACGAUAGCACAGAUGAUAGCAGACGGAUUCAUGAGGACGAAGGAGCCAUUUUUCAUGACUAUCCUAGAAGUCUGGCGUGCUUGGUCAAUGAGAUUGCUCCGAGAGAAAGCUCGGAUUUUGAUCGACCAGGGAGCCUUUGUCUUUGGCUGCGUAGACGAGACUCGUACGUUGCGAGGGUAUUCGGAGCCAAAAGAAUCUACCGAAUCAACCGAACCUCGUAACAAAAAAGACCCUAGCACACUAGCACAGAUAUUUCUUCAAGUGCCCAAGACAGGUAUUAAGCCAGGAGAGACGGGCGAUUACACGGUAAUUACCGGAAUAUGUAUGCUUGGGCGAAACCCGUCUCUGCACCCUGGUGAUAUCCGAGUAGUAGAGGCGGUAGAUGUUCCAGCCUUGAGACAUCUUCGCGAUGUUGUUGUAUUCCCUGCAGUCGGCGACCGUGAUAUCCCUUCCAUGUGUUCUGGUGGGGACCUUGACGGGGAUGAUUACUUUGUCGUCUGGGACCCCGAACUCAUACCUCCUGAGUGGAAUUACCCUCCUAUGGAACAGGAUGUCCUCAAGCCAAAGGCACUGAAGCGGGACGUAAGGGUUUCAGAUCUCAUUUCGUUCUUCGUGCAAUACAUGAAGAACGACUCGCUCAGUACUAUUGCGCACGCACAUUUAGCAAAAUGCGAUAUGCUCACCGAGGGACCCAAGGACCCGCAGUGCAUCGACUUAGCACGACUGCAUUCCAAGUCUGUAGAUUACCCAAAGACUGGCCAGGAGGCUCAUCUGAAGCCAUCGAUGCGACCAAGACGCUUCCCACAUUUUAUGGAAAAGGCGCCAAACAAGACUUAUCACUCGAAGAAAAUACUCGGUCGGCUAUACGAUCGAGUGGCCAAGGUCGGCUUUAAACCCAAGCUUGAUGGCGAUUUCGACGAGAGAAUUCUGCGUAGAUAUGCGCUUAAGGAUGAUACGUUAAAGGCGGUAAGAAUGAUCAAGAGACAACAUGACAAGGCAAUGAAGCAGAUCAUGAACCAACAUGAUAUCCAAACGGAAUUCGAAACCUGGUCAACGUUUGUGUUGUCGAAGCCUCGAGUUGGGAGCGAAUAUCGGAGGCAGGAGAUCAUGGAACCGGUGAUGACAAGCCACAGAGAGCGGUUCAGAGAAGCAUGUGUCAAGUUGGCAGGAUCUAGAGACCCCAAAUCUCUAUAUCCCGUAAUCGCCGCCGCCUACCUCGUCACAUGGGAAGAAGUGCAAAUCGUGCUGGGGAAGGUAAGAGGGGAGGAUCGCGAGCAAGAUCUCGCUAACUAUGAGAUCCCGUUGAUCAGCUUUCCCUGGGUCUUCGACUACGAGCUCGGCCGAAUCGCUACUUCGGAGGAGCAGUUCGAGCUUGAGGAAGUACCGAAGCCAACUAUGGGGUUAUUGGAUGAUGAUGUUGAUAAUGACGAUGAGGAGUUCGAGCGUCUUGUGGGUGCUGGUAUUAUUGCGGGCGAGGGCGAUGAUAAGAGCGACAGUUCUCGGGGACAGGAAACAUCGCCUCUUGCUAUUAGCCAGACUUUGGAGGAACUGGUUGUGCUGGAGGAGGACGAAGAUACGAGCAUGGAUGCCCUUGCUAGACUGGGUCUGAACUGAGUGGCUGACGGGACGGCUCUUCCGGGGGGAAGGGGGGUAAAGUUGCUUUUCACGCCUUGAGGAUGGGAUGGGGGGAUCAUUCUCAUAUUUCUGCUUUUCGCUGUAGCUAGGCUGCUAGGUACCUUAGGGGUAGGUACUAGGUAGCUGCCGACUUUAGUAAUCUGAUUUCCGUGCCCUUACUAUGUACUUUUUAUUUGAAGUGUCAUCGUGGCGUCUCAUCGCUUAGAUUUCUUUAAAAUUUCCUGUCGUGGUGAUCCCGUGGCUGGCACGGACCGUGGUGGGG